CCAGGAUUUACCCGCCGUUAAAGGCCUCUUGAUAUCAAGGCUUUCUGCGCGGCUGUCAGAUCCGAGUGAACUGGUCUGGAGGUUUACAGGAUAUCUCUGCUGGAUAGUAGAGGAGAGUAAGCCUUGUCGGCCCGACAGAACUGGGGGUCAAUAUGAAGCGGAGAUGGGUUAACGAAGGAUCAAUAUGGGAAAUCUGACGGCGACGCGUUGGGAGCGUGUGGAGAAGUGGCUAUUGUCAGCAUUCAGUUGGUGAGGUCGGAAAAGGAGACCCAGGAAGAGCUCCGAUCUUAUCUCUCUCCUCUGUUUGAGUGCCAUAUACUUGUCUGUCAUCCCCCAUCCACCAAAGCAGUCCAGUUCCCAGAUACCACCUCUGGAACCGACCGAAAACUCACCUUCCUCACCUCAACACUACCCUCGCUCAGGGCUAGAGUAAGGCCCAAGGCAGCAGCAAGAUGGUCGGCGCCAGCAGUGGAAGUGACCACAACCUCAUCCAUCGCAUGGCGGUGGAUGACCCCAUCCCAUGGUACAGGAAACCCAAUCUGAGAACAAUGUACCUGCUACUCUUUCCCUGCGUUAUCGGAAUCGAGAUGACAUCGGGGUUCGACUCUCAAAUCAUCAACGCGGCGCAACUUCUUCCAGCUUGGAAGGCCUACUUUGGCAACCCCACUGGUGCAUAUAAUGGUAUCCUCGCUUCAGCUCUGCCACUGGGAUCAGUGAUAGGGCUGCCGUUUAUCCCUAUUGUGAAUGAUACGUUUGGAAGGAGGUGGUGCAUCAUGUUUGGGAGCGUGAUCAUGAUUAUCGGGACAAUUAUCCAGGGAUUUGCUUUCAAUGGACCUAUGUACAUACUGGCUCGAGGUAUCAUCGGAUUCGGCCUUCCUUACGCCAUCGUUGCUGGCUCCUGUCUCAUCGGAGAACUCGGAUAUCCAAAAGAACGACCCAUUCUUACCUCGCUGUUCAACGCUUGCUACUUCAUCGGAGCUAUCGUUGCCGCGGGGUGUACCUUUGGAACGCAACAAAUCAACAACGACUGGUCAUGGCGCAUUCCGAGCUUGUUGCAGAUGGCCCCCUCUCUGCUGCAAGUCGCCUUUGUGUUUUUCCUGCCAGAGUCCCCCCGUUACCUCAUGUCCAAAGAUCGGUUCGAGGAAGCCGAGGCAGUGCUGAUCAAGUAUCACGCUGAAGGCAAUCCAGACUCGGAGUUUGUCAAAGCUGAAAUCGCUGAAAUUCGCACCACCUUGGAGAUUGAACUCGAACACUCGAAACGGUCAUGGAUGGAUCUUGUUGCCACCCCUGGUAUGCGUCGCAGGGUUAUUAUCGGAUCGUUGCUCGGCCUCUUCACCCAGCUCUCCGGGAAUGUGGUCAUCUCGUAUUUCUUGGGUGAUGUGCUGAAGCUGAUCGGGUACACUGAUCCCAGCUUCCAGGCCAAGUACAACCUGGGAAACCAGUGCUGGUCCCUGAUCUGCGGCGUGAGUGCAGCACUGGUGGUGAUGAGAUUCCGGCGGCGGACGAUGUACUUGACGGGUAUCAUUUCGAUCUUGGCAGUCUAUGUGGCUUGGACAGCUUGCACAGCCAUCUUCAUCGAUACCAAGUCUGACGUGGCGGCCAAGAUGAGUUUGUUUUGGAUUUACGCCUAUAGUCCUGCGUACAAUCUUUGCUUCAACGCCUUGACUUACACAUAUCUGAUCGAGAUUUUCCCCUACGCAAACCGAGCUCGUGGCAUCUCCAUCUUCCAGUUCUGGGGUAAGGCCGCUCAGUUCUUCGGAACCAAUGUCAACCCGAUCGGUAAGUCCUUACUCCGACCAAUCAAACAUGGCAGAGACUAACCCAACCAAGGCACCCAAGCCAUCGGAUGGAAAUAUCUCUUGGUCUACUGCUGCUGGAUCUUUGCCGAAGCAAUUAUGAUCUGGUUCCUCUGGCCGGAGACUUCCGGCAGGUCCUUGGAGGAGCUUGCGUUCUUGUUUGAGGACAAGGAGGAGUUCGCCCAGAGAGCGGAAGCUGCGGUUACAAAGACUGUUAUGCACCACGACUCAGACAAGCAGAGCCAUGUGGCGGAACAUGAGAAAGUAUGAUUACCUAUGUUGCCAUGUUGAUGUUGUGCAUGCUUGGGUUGGGUGGAUCACUUUCAGGGGUUCAGGGGCUC
Molecule: messenger RNA, 2137 nt
Organism: Podospora pseudocomata
Lineage: Eukaryota; Fungi; Ascomycota; Sordariomycetes; Sordariales; Podosporaceae
Exons: 5
Coding region: 453-1820 (455 amino acids)
Biological process (GO): carbohydrate transport; transmembrane transport
Cellular component (GO): membrane
Molecular function (GO): carbohydrate:proton symporter activity
Source: RefSeq, a predicted model, not a curated record